This is a messenger RNA of Zophobas morio, 1701 nucleotides long. RefSeq names its product odorant receptor Or1-like. Gene Ontology annotation, biological process: detection of chemical stimulus involved in sensory perception of smell; sensory perception of smell. The coding region runs from base 1 to 1299 and encodes 432 amino acids. Gene Ontology annotation, molecular function: olfactory receptor activity; odorant binding. Lineage: Eukaryota; Metazoa; Arthropoda; Insecta; Coleoptera; Tenebrionidae. The record is from RefSeq and is a predicted model, not a curated record. The transcript is spliced from 6 exons. Gene Ontology annotation, cellular component: plasma membrane.
AUGGAAUUCUCCAUUCAAGACUACGACCUCCGCAACGCUUUCCAAAUCGAAAGAAUACUAUUGUUACUUUCUGGAUUUUAUCCGCGUCGCAACAGAAAGCACGCAUUGCUUUACAGAUUAAGUUCCCUGUUUAAUUUAUUGGUUGCUUAUGGACAACUCUUCUCAAUGAUUGUACAAAUGGUUAUUGAUCGAAAAAAUUUAUCGAAGCUAACUGAAACUUUACUUUUUUUUAUGACGCAUUUUACCUUUUUAUGCAAACUUACAAAUUUUGUGUACUAUAAGAAAAAAAUGUUCGAUAUUGAAGAUACUCUUGCUGGAAAUAUUUUUUAUGGGCAUCCAUUAGAAAGACUCAUGUUGGUUAAAACGCGAGUCAGUUCCUGUCAGCUUGUAGCGAAAAUUUUUCGAAUUUUGUGUGUUUUGGUGGUGUUUUUUUACACUCUAGUACCAUACGUGGACCACAAAGAAGAAAAAACUUUACCAUUACCAGGGUGGUUACCUUAUGACAUUAAAAAGUACUACUAUCCUACUGUGGUUUUUCAAAUAAUGAGUGUUGUUGUCAGUGCAUAUAACAACUCAAGUAUUGAUAUUUUGACUUGUAUGUUAAUAACAGUAGUUUCAGCGGAAUUUGAUAUCUUAAAAGAAAAUCUUAAAACUACAGACUAUAAAACUUAUAAUGAGAGCGCCAAAAAACAAAUACAAGAAAAAUUUCAGCACUGCGUUGAAUAUCAUAAAGCAAUUGUAGCUUUUGCUUACACAGUUGAAGACAUUUUUUCCAAAGGCAUUUUCUUGCAAUUUUUCGCUAGUAUUAUUGUUAUAUGCUUUACUGGGUUUCAAAUGAUUGUUGUACCAGUUCCGAGUCUGCAGUUUAUUUUUCUGGUUAUUUAUUUUUCUUGCAUGAUGUGUCAAAUUGCUAUGUAUUGUUGGUAUGGACACGACAUUAUCACAAACAGCAAUUCAGUUGGGCAGUAUUUUUAUAUGUCAAACUGGUAUGAAGCGGAUUUCAAACUAAGAAAAAAUAUGCAAAUAUUUUUGGAAAGAACUAAAAAGCCGGUGGUUUUAACAGCUGGGAAAUUUGUUACUCUGUCCUUAACUACCUUUACCGCAAUUAUUGCAAGAGAUCAUUCUGACUGCACUCUUGACGGACUUGGCUCCUUCGGCACUAGGAAACUGGAGCUGGAACUACAUUCUUUAUGGAACAAAGAAGCGAACACACAGCUUCUCUUGCUCAAUGUUAACAGCCACCUUGACGAGGUACAGGCUGUUUUUAGUGACGGGAGCUCUGGCGGAGGCUCACCGUAGCUUCCAAUCUCGCUUAACUGAGUUAAGAAGCUGGCACAGGGUACUUCUACGACAUUGGUCCCGGCUGGUGAAGGCUCUGGGGCAGUUAAGGAGCUGAGGAAGCCGGCGGCAUGCGCGGGCGGGAAGAUGUUCGCAUCCGAUCCCGCCAUGGAGUGUCACCGACAGGCCGUGGGGAAAACGGCAGGCUGACUUCACCGUCAGUCCCGCCUUAGUACCCACGGGCCAAGGGAAAGCCUCUUGAACAAGCCCGGGCCAGGUGUGGAGCAACUCGUGUGUUAGUCCUUCGAACUGGAUGGUUGUGAGUUAGCCUUACCCGUAUGGGAGGUGAGAGGACGUUUGACACUUCAGGGAGAGCUGGGAGUAUCGGUUUGAACUAACCGCUUGUUUCGACAGGUCACGAAA